AUGUCUUUCGUGGUAGACCAGAUCCGCCGCAUUGACAGUCAGCUCGACCGGCUGCAACUCUCCGCACCACAAACCGGUUCGAGCUUCUCGACCCUGACAGCAGAGGAAGCACACGAUCCCGCCAAGACAGCACGGAUCGCGCAUCUGCAGAACCUCAUCAAGAGCCUGUCGACGACUGCAAGCUCCAAGUCAAGUCUUGUGCCGGCAUAUAGGAUACUAGAGACACUGCGGCGGGCAGAUUUCUCCAGCAGCUGUUCCACAUGCACACAAUGGUUUGCGCAGAGUGCAAACGACGAUAGCGACGAGGAGGAUGUUAAAGGAGAUGCAAGCUAUGAGCACGAAUUGGAGUGGCUGCUCUUGAGCAAGGCCACCACCCAAGCAUAUGGGCAGGUGCUGAGCACCAUCCUUGAACAGACCAUUCCACUGGAAGACGAUAUCUGGUACUGGGAUGAUGUCCUCAGCACAUAUCACUUCGCUGGGCUCUACUCGAUCCAAACCUCACCGAUUCGUUUGUGGAAGUGGUCGCAGGAGAUAUAUCACGAUGUACGGUCGAGAGGUGGCCAGGUGGCUGACGGCUGGAGUCAGUUCUAUGGGCUUGUGAAAGACUCUGUACGCGAGAGAAGUAUCGCCAACAUUCAACGGAGGGUUGUCAGUCCCCUUGCCAUGGUGAGGAAUGAGGGCCGACGGAAGCGCGCUGCAUUGAAGAAGAUCCGCCUCAUCAAUGCCAACGCUUUGGGGGUGCUUCUGGGCGAAGGUCUGAGCAAUGAUAGUUUGGUACUGACGGCCACCAGCAUCGAGAGUGAGGGCACACAAACGCCUGGUCUGCUGGGGGCACACGACAACAACCACCGAUGGAAGAGUGUCGUCUCGAAGACAAUUGCACUUAUGGAUGCUGUCAUUCAAAGUGUAAACGCGGCAGAACUCUCCAUCGACAAAUUUGAUGACUCAGUUGCCAACAUCACCCAGGAUGACCAGUACUACGAGCUGCACGAACCCUCUGGCGAGCGGACAGCGACGACACUGAAGCCAGGUGACGUUUCCGAACGCUUACAGUAUCUGCUCAACCACGCUGUGCCGAAAUACACUAUGAAUUUCAAUGCCGUCGUCAAAGAGAACGGCCGCCCCUCACGAAUCAUACGCUACUGGCUUCCCGCGACUGUUCUGCUUGUAUCAUCCACCACCAUUUUCCGCAUCGUUUUGAACCGACAAGAAGAGAUCCUGGCGUGGGUACAAGAGUUUGGACAGACUGUAAUCGACUUUUGGUCGAACUGGGUGGUUGAGCCUACAAAGAGGGUUAUUGGCACAAUCCGGCACGACGCAGAUAGUGAAGUCUCGCUGCUGAGCAAGCGCAGCCUCGAAACGGACCGCGCAAGCCUUGAGCGCAUGGUGGUCGACUUCGCAACUCAACAUCCGGAUGGCGCCUCUUUGAACGAAACGCAAAUCGCGGACAUCAGGGCAAAGGUAAGGGAGGGUGACCUAACACCCAUACUGAGGUCGUACGAAAAAGACAUUCAAAGCCCCAUCAAGGGCGCGAUUGUUGGUAACCUGGCUAGCGCACUCCUCAUCCAAGUGCAGAAGACCAAGGUGGACAUUGAAGUCGCUAUGAGCGGUAUCGACAGCAUCCUCAAGAGCCAGGAGCUGCUUUUUGGCUUUAUUGGCCUUACACCAGGAGUGCUUGUCAGUGUUGGACUGUACCAAUGGCUUAGAGGUGCCUUCAGUAGCCGCCAGGGGGUGCGCCAAUGGGCACGACAAGGCAAGAUGCUGCUGGUCCUGCGCAACAUUGAUCGCAUCCUCACCAGUGCGACGCCGACGGAGUUUGGCGAGAUCUCGUACAAGGACCACGGCCUGCUGCUUUGCGAAGUGCACCUGCUCAGACAGGCUGCCAGCACUAUCCUCCCACGACGCAUCUUCCACGAUUUUCUGGUGGAGGUCGACGAGCUCGUUGACGUUAGAAGUGGUCUAGAGCGGCAGCAGAAGGUGGUUGACAGGAUUCGCGAGGACUCUUUCACACCCUCGUUCAUCACCACGAUUGGGAUUGACUUCAAGAUUCGCACCAUUGAGCUGGACGGCAAGCGUGUGAAGCUGCAGAUAUGGGACACUGCAGGCCAGGAGCGCUUCCGGACGAUUACGACGGCCUACUACAGGGGUGCUAUGGGCAUCUUGCUGGUGUAUGAUGUUACCGACGAGAGGAGCUUCAACAACAUCCGCACAUGGUUCUCCAACGUCGAGCAACACGCUACCGAAGGCGUCAACAAGAUCCUCAUCGGCAACAAGUGUGACUGGGAAGAGAAGCGCGCUGUGUCUACUGAGCAGGGCCAGGCGCUUGCCGACGAACUCCGGAGCAACAUCAACGUCGACAAGGCUUUCUACUCGCUCGCCUCGGAUAUCAAGAAGCGCUUGAUAGACACCGCGAGGACGGACCCCGCCGCCGGCCCCAAGGUGGACGUGGGCCAAGCUGGAGAUGCGAAUGGCGGCGGCAUGGGUGGCAAGUGCUGUUAG
Parastagonospora nodorum SN15 is the source of this 2499-nucleotide messenger RNA. RefSeq lists its product as hypothetical. The transcript has 6 exons. Lineage: Eukaryota; Fungi; Ascomycota; Dothideomycetes; Pleosporales; Phaeosphaeriaceae. Gene Ontology annotation, cellular component: mitochondrial outer membrane. Bases 1 to 2499 code for a protein of 832 amino acids. Gene Ontology annotation, molecular function: GTP binding; GTPase activity. The record is from RefSeq and is a predicted model, not a curated record.